AUGACUCAGUUUCUUUCUUUAUUCAGAGAAAAAGUAAUGAAUGAGACAUGGUUUGAAAACAAUAAGCUGAAUACGCUGACUGAGAGAAACACUCAGCUAUUUAGUAGAAUAUCAAGACUUGAAGAAUCUUUAGAUUCAUUAAGGAAUAUUGGACCAGUUGAAAGAACACCAUAUGAAUUGACCAACAAAGUCAAUAGAAGUAUCUUAAAUGAAAAAUACUCUUCGUUUCUGCUCCAUGAUUCACCUGAUCAGAGGAUAUUUGGGGAUCAGAAAAGUUUAUAUUACAAUUUAGAAACAAUAAGUAUUGAUAAACGUUUAGAAGCUAUGGAAAAGAAAUUGCGUAAUCUCUUUGUUGAGUCAAAUACGUCAACAUCACCAGAUGUUUUGAAUAAAUAUGCAGUAAAAAUCGUUACAGAAACUUACCAUCCAAUUACAACAUUCAAUCAACACUGUACAGAGUGUUGUAAAAGUACAAAACAAAUAUCUUCAAGAUGGAAUGAUUGUUUACACUUAGAUUUAAAUGACUUGCGAUCUUGUAGUCAUUGUUUAAAUCAUUCAGCUCGUAGUAAUUGUACAGUUCAAACGGUGGAUAUUCUCAACAAAUGUCAAUAUAUUGAUAAAUCAGUCCAAACAUUAUGUAAUGAAUCAACAAAUAUUGUUACAUAUCCAAAAUACUUUAAUGAAAAAGCAACAAUUACAAAUGAAAAUCAAAUUAUUUCAAAAUUGAAAAUGAAUAAUCAAUUAACUUCAUUUAUUUUUCCUAAUAAUCAUUCACAUAUUAAUCAAUCAAUCAUCGAUCGAAAUGGUAUUUCAAAAGAUGAUGAUGAAUCUGUAUCUAAAUUUACAUCUAGUGAAUGCCUUGAUAUUAUUGUAACACCUGAUUGUAAUAUGGAUAAAUUGAAACAAACUGAUUAUUUAAAAGUUCAAUUAAAUAAUGAUCAACAUAUUGGUUUGAAUCAAAUGAGACAAACACAAAGUUUCGAAUCUGGAUUGAACAAUGAAGAAAAUUAUAGUGAUAUUGAUAAAACUCCUGCCACUUCAAGAUCAUAUCAACAAAACAAAACUUUCGAACCUGACCUUCAUUAUGGAACUAUGGAACCGAGUAUUCACAAUUCUCGAAAACCAUCUACAUUAGAAUCGUCUUUCGAAACAAUAUAUGAUCAAACGAAAUUGUGCUAUAAACUUUAA
Molecule: messenger RNA, 1188 nt
Organism: Schistosoma spindalis
Lineage: Eukaryota; Metazoa; Platyhelminthes; Trematoda; Strigeidida; Schistosomatidae
Source: the annotation of a GenBank genome assembly